AUGGGCGACGCGGGACGCAGGAUGCGGGAGGCGCCCGCGCUCCUGCUGCUGCCGCUGCUGCCCUGGCUGCUGCUCCUGGCGCCCGAGACGCGGGGCGCCCCCGGCUGCCCGGUGCCCAUUCGCAGCUGCAAGUGUUCCGGGGAGCGACCCAAGGGGGUCGGCGGCGGCGCCCCUAACCCGGCGCGCAGGAGAGUGGCGUGCGGCGGAGGGGAUCUCCUGGAGCCUCCCGAACCCAGCCUUCUGCCGAACGGCACCGUCACGCUACUCCUGAGCAACAACAAAAUCACCGUGCUCCGAAAUGGAUCCUUCCUGGGACUGUCCUUGCUGGAGAAGUUGGACCUGAGGAACAAUGUCAUCAGCGUGGUGCAGCCUGGAGCCUUCCUGGGCCUGGGGGAGCUGAAGCGCUUAGAUCUCUCCAACAACCGGAUUGGCUGCCUCACCUCCGACACCUUCCAAGGCCUUCCCAGGCUUCUCCGGCUGAACAUAUCUGGAAACAUCUUCUCCAGUCUACAUGCCGGGGUCUUCGAUGAGCUGCCAGCCCUUAAGGUCAUGGACUUUGGCACUGAGUUCCUGACCUGCGAUUGCCACCUGGGCUGGCUGCUGCCCUGGGCCCGGAAUCACUCCCUGCAGCUGUCUGAGCACACACUGUGUGCUUAUCCCAGCGCCCUGCACGCCCGGGCCCUGGGUGGCCUGCAGGAGACACAGCUCCGCUGCGAGGGGGCCCUGGAGCUGCACACCCAUCACCUCAUCCCCUCAUUGCGCCAAGUGGUGUUCCAGGGUGACCGGCUGCCCUUCCAGUGCUCUGCCAGCUACCUGGGCAACGACACCCGCAUCCACUGGUACCACAACCGGGCCCCUGUGGAGGGAGACGAGCAGGCAGGCAUCCUCCUGGCCAAGAGCCUCGUGCACGACUGUACCUUCAUCACCAGUGAGUUGACCCUGUCUCACAUCGGCGUGUGGGCCUCAGGCGAAUGGGAGUGCACGGUGUCCACGGUCCAGGGCAACGCCAGCAAGAAGGUGGAGAUCGUGGUGCUGGAGACCUCCGCCUCCUAUUGCCCUGCCGAGCGUGUCGCCAACAACCGCGGGGACUUCAGGUGGCCUCGAACUCUGGCUGGCAUCACAGCCUACCAGCCUUGCCUACAGUAUCCCUUUACCUCGGUGCCCCUGAGUGGAGGUGCCCCAGGUACCCGAGCCUCCCGCCGCUGCGACCGGGCUGGCCGCUGGGAGCCAGGGGACUACUCCCACUGCCUGUACACCAACGACAUCACCAGGGUGCUGUACACCUUCGUGCUGAUGCCCAUCAAUGCCUCCAACGCGCUGACCCUGGCCCACCAGCUGCGAGUGUACACAGCUGAGGCUGCCAGCUUCUCGGACAUGAUGGAUGUAGUCUAUGUGGCUCAGAUGAUCCAGAAAUUCUUGGGUUAUGUUGACCAGAUCAAAGAGCUGGCAGAGGUGAUGGUGGACAUGGCCAGCAACCUGAUGCUAGUGGAUGAGCACCUACUGUGGCUGGCCCAGCGUGAGGACAAGGCCUGCAGUGUCAUCUUGGGUGCUCUGGAGCGCAUCGGGGGAGCUGUCCUCAGCCCCCAUGCCCAGCACAUCUCUGUGAACUCUAGGAACGUGGCGCUGGAGGCUUACCUCAUCAAGCCACAGAGCUACGUGGGUCUGACCUGCACAGCCUUCCAGAGGCAGGAGGUGGGGGUGGCUGGGCCACGGCUGGGCAGCCCUGGCCACAGCACCCCACCCGAGCCUGAGCCCCUCACUGACCAGCACCUCCGCUUCCGCUGCACCACUGGGAGACCCAACAUCUCUCUGUCAUCCUUCCACAUCAAGAACAGCGUGGCCCUGGCCUCCAUCCAGCUGCCCCCCAGCCUCUUCUCAUCCCUUCCGGCUUCCCUGGCUCCCCCGGCCCCCCCAGACUGCACCCUGCAACUGCUGGUCUUCCGAAACGGCCGCCUCUUCCGAAGCCAUGGCAACACCUCCCGCCCUGGAGCUGCUGGGCCUGGCAAGAGGCGCAGUGUGGCCACCCCUGUCAUCUUCGCAGGGAUCAGUGGCUGUGGCGUGGGGAACCUCACAGAGCCAGUGGCUGUGUCACUGAGGCACUGGGCUGAAGGGGCUGACCCCAUGGCAGCCUGGUGGAGCUUCGAGGGCCCUGGGGGCUGGAGCUCAGAAGGCUGCCAGCUGCACUCCAGCCAGCCCAAUGCCAGCUCCCUGCACUGCCAGCACCUGGGCAGUGUGGCUGUGCUCAUGGAGCUGAGUGCUUUCCCCAAGGAGGCAGGCAGCUCUGGGGCCGGGCUGCACCCUGUCGUGUAUCCCUGCACAGCACUGCUGCUUCUCUGCCUCUUCUCCACCAUCAUCACCUACAUCCUCAACCACAGCUCCAUUCACGUGUCCCGGAAGGGGUGGCACAUGCUGCUGAACCUAUGUUUCCACAUGGCCAUGACCGCUGCCGUCUUUGCAGGAGGCAUUAUGCUCACCAAUUACCAGAUGGUCUGCCAGGCAGUGGGCAUCACUCUGCACUACUCUUCGCUGUCCACACUGCUCUGGAUGGGGGUGAAGGCGCGAGUCCUGCACAAGGAGCUCACCUGGAGGGUGCCCCCUCCACAAGAAGGUGACCCUCCCCCUCCUGCUCCCCGGCCCAUGCUCCGGUUCUAUCUGAUUGCUGGAGGGAUCCCACUUAUAAUCUGUGGCAUCACAGCUGCGGUCAACAUCCAUAACUACCGGGACCACAGUCCCUACUGCUGGCUGGUGUGGCGUCCCAGUCUCGGUGCCUUUUACAUCCCGGUGGCUUUGAUUCUGCUGAUCACCUGGAUCUACUUCCUGUGUGCAGGGCUGCACUUACGGGGUCCUUUGGCAAAGAGGCCGAAGGGCAGCAGCAGCAGGAUCUCCCUGGAGCCAGGGGAGGAACUGAGGGCUUCCACCAGGCUCAGGAGCAGCGGCGCCUUCCUGAGUGACUCGGGUUCCCUGCUGGCAACCGGGAGCACAGGGGUGGCGACCCCAGGGGCCACAGGGGAUGGUGAUGGCCUCUAUUCUCCGGGAGUUCAGCUAGGGGCGCUGAUGACCACACACUUCCUGUACCUGGCCAUGUGGGCCUGUGGAGCCCUGGCUGUGUCCCAGCGCUGGCUGCCCCGGGUGGUAUGCAGCUGUCUCUAUGGGGUGGCAGCCUCAGCCCUGGGCCUCUUCGUCUUCACACAUCACUGUGCCAGGCGCAGGGACGUCAGGGCCUCCUGGCGCGCGUGCUGUCCCCCGGCUUUGCCCUCGGCCCCCCACAUCCCAAUCCGUGCAGUGCCCGGCACCAUCAAGGAUGGUCCCCUCGUGGUGGCCGAGGGGCCCGCAUCCCUGCAGUCCUCUUUGAGUGGCAGCAGCGGCCCUUGCAAACUUACAAACCUGCAGCUGGCCCAGAGUCAGGGGUGCGAGAUGGCGGCGACCCGCGGGGAUGGGGAGCCUGAGCCCACGGGUUCCAGGGCGGGCCUGGCCCCGCGCCACCCCAACAACAUGCACCACGGGCGGCGCGCGCACCGGAGCAGGGCCAAGGCGCUUCGUUCGGGGGAAGCAGGUGGCAGGAACCGGCUGCGGGCUGUGCGCGCAGGCGCGGUCCUCGGGGCACCCGAGCCGCCCUCCAGCGAGAGCGGCAGCCAGCGGCGUACCCCGAGCGACAGCCACCCGCCGGAGGGCGAGGCUGCGCUUAUGCCAUCCGAAGGCAGCGACACGAGUGCUGCUCCGCCCCCAGAGGCGGGGUGGCCGGGCCAGCGACGCAGCGCCAGCCGUGACAGCCUCAGGGGCAGCGGCAGCGCGCUGGAGGAGAGCAAGCGGCGCUCGUACCCACUCAACACUGCCAGCCUUAACGGUGCGCCCAAGGGUGGCAAAUACGACGAUACCGGCGUGGAGGCGGCCAGCGGCGGCUGCAUGAAGACUGGCCUCUGGAAGAGCGAGACCACCGUCUAGGGCAGGCGCACCCGGAUUGUUACCGCGAGCUCCUGAGCUCCAGCGGGGCCCACAGAGACGGCUACUGACAGUCAGCAGGGCCAAGGCGGCAAUGUCGGUGUCGGUAGCCCGGGA
Molecule: messenger RNA, 4056 nt
Organism: Heterocephalus glaber (naked mole-rat)
Lineage: Eukaryota; Metazoa; Chordata; Mammalia; Rodentia; Bathyergidae
Gene: Adgra2
Product: adhesion G protein-coupled receptor A2
Biological process (GO): central nervous system development; positive regulation of canonical Wnt signaling pathway; cell surface receptor signaling pathway
Cellular component (GO): plasma membrane; Wnt signalosome
Molecular function (GO): G protein-coupled receptor activity; protein binding
Source: RefSeq, a predicted model, not a curated record